This is a messenger RNA of Vombatus ursinus (common wombat), 3620 nucleotides long. Its product is annotated as zinc finger protein 184-like. Gene Ontology annotation, molecular function: RNA polymerase II cis-regulatory region sequence-specific DNA binding; DNA-binding transcription factor activity, RNA polymerase II-specific. Gene Ontology annotation, cellular component: nucleus. The coding region runs from base 228 to 3191 and encodes 987 amino acids. The transcript has 8 exons. The record is from RefSeq and is a predicted model, not a curated record. Gene Ontology annotation, biological process: regulation of transcription by RNA polymerase II; central nervous system development. Lineage: Eukaryota; Metazoa; Chordata; Mammalia; Diprotodontia; Vombatidae.
CCGGGAGUGCGCAGGCGCAGCCCCGUCCCUGCGCCCCCUGGUGGAGCAGCUAGAGGAGGAAGCGCGCGCCUGGCGCCCCCUGGGGACUUACAGAGCUCCUGGGGUACAGAAAGCAAAGUCUUCUGCAGGUCACUCAGCUAGUAGGGGUCAGCGGGAGAGCUUGACCCUGGUCUUCCUGGCUGCGGGCCAGCCCUCAGUCCACUGCCUCACAGCCUUCCUUUCCAGUGAUGGUAACAAUACCCAUAACAUCGGACAUUUAUGUGGCCCUCACAGACCUGCAGAGCACUCCACAGACACGAGUUCAGACUCCUCAACACUCUGCCAUUCCCCAAGCCUGGAGUAUGGAGGGUGAGGAGGGAAUGACUUCUGGGUUCCUGAUAUCCAAGUUUCAGGAAUCAGUAACAUUCAAGGAUGUGGCUGUGGAAUUCACCUGGGAGGAGUGGAGACAGCUGGAGCCUGCUCAGAGAGACCUGUACCGGCAUGUAAUGAUGGAGAACUAUGAGAACUUUGUCUUCCUUGGUGAAAUGUCUUUCACAGUAAGAAUGGACGUCCGUAGCUUUCUUGUGCUAGCUCUGAAGAUGGAGCCUUUGGACUCCUUGUUUCUUCACAAGAAAGGUUCUUGGCAAGCUGGCCCAGGGUUCCUCCUGAGGCUCAGGCUCCACCUCCUCGAAGGGCUUCAGGCAGAGGCCAGAUGUCAUGAAGGGGAUUCCUUCCCGGGAAGGGUUUACCUACAUAGCCCCAGAGCUCCUCUCCAAUGCUGUGAAAACCCAGAUAAGCCCCGAAGAGAUACCGGAAGGCAUGCAAAGGGCUCCUCCACCUCAGGAUGGUCAGGGCUGCCCGUUUCCAAACUGGACGUGAUCUCCCUAUUGGAGAGAGGAGAGGCACCAUGGAUGCCCGAGGGAGGAGUGCCAAGCAGAUGCUGUCCAGGUUCCCAUACUCAGGAGACCAGAUGUGAAACUCAGGAAUCGGGAUGGAUACAGGGAAUUAACCUAGGUGUAUCAUCUAAGAAAAGACUGCAAGAGGACAGUUCUUGGCAUUAUGAAAUGGGAGAAACUGGAGAACUUGAUGUCAUUUUAGAAAUACCAAAAGAGAGAGGAUCUAGACAAGUAGCAGGCACCCACAGAACAACUUUUAAUAUUGUGAGUCUACCUCAGUGUAAUACAUUCAGGAGAAGUUUUAGCCAGGCGUCUGGAUUUGCUUCACCAUGGAGUACUGCUGUGGGGAAAAGUCCCCAUAAAUAUAAGACACUUGGUAAGAGCUUCAGGGGGAUUUCAGACCUAAUUAAAUGUAAUACAGUCUCUUUAGGGAAGAACCAUUAUAAGUAUAACACUUGCAGGAAGCCCUUCAGUUACCACUCAGAUCUAAUUAAAUUUCAUAGACUACAUGCUGGAGAAAAGCUACAUGAGUACAGUGAAAGUGGAAAGACCUUUGGCAGAAGCUCAAACCUCACUGAACAUCAGCGAAUUCAUACUGGAGAGAAACCAUGUGAAAGUAGUAAAUGUGGAAAAGCCUUCAUCGACAAGAGACCCUUGAUUCAUCAUGAAGCAAUUCAUCCUAGAGAGAAACCCUUUGCCUGUAAUGAUUGUGGGAAAGCCUUCAGCAAGAAGGGACACCUUAUUAGUCAUGAGAGAAUUCAUACUGGAGAGAAACCCUUUGAAUGUAAUGAUUGUGGGAAAGCCUUCAGUAAGAAGGGACACCUUAUUAGUCAUGAAAGAACUCACACUGGAGAGAAGCCCUUUGAAUGUAUUGAAUGUGGAAAAGGCUUCAUACAGAGGGGAGACCUUAAUAGACAUCAGAGAACUCAUACAGGAGUGAAACCCUUUGAAUGUGUUGAAUGUGGCAAAACCUUCAGGGAGAAGGGAGCCCUUAUUAGACAUCAAAGAACUCAUACUGGAGUGAAACCCUUUGAAUGCAAUGAAUGUGGGAAAGCCUUCAGUGCAAAGGGAACCCUUAUUAUACAUCAGAGAACUCAUACUGGAGUGAAACCCUUUGAAUGUAAUGAAUGUGGGAAAGCCUUCACAGAAAAAGGAGCCCUUAUUAGACAUCAAAGAACACAUACUGGAGUAAAACCCUUUGAAUGCAAUGAAUGUGGCAAAACCUUCAGUAGGAAAGUAUACUUUAUUAAUCAUCAGAUAAGUCAUACUGGAGUAAAGUCACUUAUUUAUAAUGAAUAUAGGAAAACUUCCAGUCCAAAGGUAUACCAUAAUAACUAUCAGAUAUCUCAUCUUGGAGUGAAGUCUUUCGAUUAUAACGAGUGUGAGAAAGACCUGAUUCUGAAGGGACGCCUUGAAAGUAAUCAGAAAGCUCUCACUGGAGAGAAACUCUUUGAAUAUGGGAAAGCCUUUAGUGAGAAGGGAUACCUUGAAAGUCAUCAAAGAACUCACAUUGGAGAGAAGUCUUUUGAAUAUGUUGAAAGUGAAAAAGCAUUCAGUGAGAAAGGAAAACCUAGUAGAGAUCAGGACAUACAUACUGGAGUCAAACCCUUUGAAUGUAAUGAAUGUGGGAAAGCCUUUAUCACCAGAGGAAGCCUUAUUAGACAUCAAAUAACUCACACUGGAGUGAAACCCUUUGAAUGUAAUGAAUGCAGGAAAGCCUUCAGUCAGAAAGUACACCUGAUUAAACAUCAGUUAACUCAUACUGGAGUGAAACCCUUCAAUUGUAAUGAAUGUGGGAAAGCCUUUAGUUUGAAGGGUCUCCUUGAAAGACAUCAAAGAACUCAUACUGGAGAGAAACCUUUUGAAUGUAAAGAAUGUGGGAAAGCCUUUAGUCUGAAGGGACACCUUGAAAGACAUCAGAAAACUCAUACUGGAGAGAAACCCUUUGAGUGUAGUGAAUGUGGGAAAGCCUUCAGUGAGAGGAGAACCCUUAUUAGACAUCAGAGCAUUCAUACUGGAGUGAAACCCUUUGAAUGUAGCGAAUGUGGGAAAACCUUUAGAGCUAGGGGAACCCUUGUCAGACAUCAGAGAAUUCAUACAGGUGUGAAACCCUUUCAGUGUAAUGAAUGUGGGAAAGCCUUCUCUCGGAAGGAUGAACUCAUUAACCAUCAGAGAACUCAUACUGGAGAGAAGCCCUUUGAGUGUAAUGAGUGUGGAAAAGCCUUCAGUCAAAAAAUAUACCUUGUUAACCAUCAAAUAACUCAUACUUGCAUGUUGUAUCCUCCCAAUCCAACAUGGUUAACUUCUCAGCAUUAGUGGACACCCAUACUUAUGAGAUAAAUUAUCCUGAUGAAAAACUUUAUAUAUUUAAUAUGGGAAACUCUUAGGAAACAUCAGCGAAUUAAUGUGAAAGACAAAGAUUCUCAAUUGUAUGAUGAUGGAAAUUCAUCUGGGUGUCAUAAACCCAUAUCCUAGAAUCUAUGCUGAAUAACUGGGUAGAUUAAAUCAUGUGGGGGCAUAGUCAUCUUUUGUUUAAUACUGGAGAGUCAAGUUGGUAACAAAUGUCACCAGCCACCAUAUUGUUUGGAGUUUUCAGAGAUUAAAAAAAAAAGACUGUCCUUUCUUGCCAGUCUUUGCUGUAACACACCAAAGAUGCUGUUAGGUGGCACUAGAGCUUCUUAAUUUGUGAAUCAAGUGGGCCUGAUUUGGGGUUUGUUUUUUUAAUUAAACAUUUUGGCAAAACCA